CAAGAGCGAGAGUCGAACAAAGGAUCUGUUUUUUGUUUGUUGUGAACUACUUUCCCCAGAAAUUUCCCUCCCAAUCCCCCUAAAACAAAAAGCCCAAAGAGCUCAUAUAUAGCAAAAAAGCCUUGGCACGUGUCACCGUAUGAUUCGUCCAUUUUUUAUUUUGACUUUGAAGAGUGUGCCUUUGUGUUGUGGUCGGUUGGAUAAGAUAUGGUUAGACCAAAUUGGUCUAGAUCAGAUUGUUGGGCCGGGUUUUGGACCGAAUUGGUUGGCCGAGUUGGGCCUAUUGGGUUUAAGCCGAGUUGGGCUUAAUCAGAUCUGGGCUUGAAUUGACUGUAGUUCUCUUCUUUUGCAGGUCCCUACGUAUGGGCCCAAGUUAUGCACACCUUUGGAAUUUCGUUUACUACUUUUGUUGUAAUCACAUAGUCUUGUAUACUUGUAACAGUGAUUUAUUCGUCAAUCAAGGGCAUGUAUACGAUGUAAAGAGGUUAGACUAAAGAAAUGUAUCUCGAUCGAUCAAAACCCAACCUCGUUGCACUCAAAUUCCAAAUGUUAGAACCUCGAUUAGCCCUAAACAUUAUGUUAAUGAGUAUUUAUUGACUUGCAACUGCUAAUCUUAACCAAAUUAUUUCAAACUUCCUUUCCAAAUAUCAUUGUGAUGCUACAAUUAGCAUGGUUGCUCCGGACAAAAUGUGGUGUCUACACUAUAAACAAACCUAAAAUCUUAAAACAUGUCUUUUCAACAAUUACCUGGCCACUGAAUCUCGUGUAAGUACUUAUGUGUUUUGAUACUUUGAUUUUCAUACAUUGAUUAUUUUAUAUUUAUAGUUUAAUACUCAAAUUUGAAUGUCUAUAUAACUUAUAUGUAUAUGAUAACCCUAAAAUUGCAGCCCGAAUAUCAUUGCUUCAAAUAUUGCAUAUCGAAUUACAAUAUUAAAUAUAUAAAAGUGAUGUCAAAUUCUUAAAUUACUAUUAGUUUUUAGAACUACUAUGAAGCAAUUAUAUCUUUGUGCCAACUAUAUGAGACUGGUUCUUUUAACAUUUUAUUUAGGUCAACCGCUAUGUUUAAACCAGUUCCUAAUCUGGCAUGAUUGGAUCCAAAGAUCAUUAUACGAGAUUGAGUUUAGUAGGAUGGUUCACCAUUUUUUGGCGUGUUAAUGAAUUUGUAGGGAAAUGGCAUUUCUACAUCUACACUCAUCAAUAAUCACACUCUACACAAAACAUAAAGGUGAAAUGAGAAAUGUGGGAUCCCAUUUCAAUUAGUUGCAUAAAGAGCAAUUUUUAAAGGGGUAAAUUUAGAAGGCACCAGUGUGGCCGGUCUGUUGAGCAUGGAAGUAAAUACAUGUUUUGAUUUAAACGGGCCCAAACUGUGGUUGAACACACUAAUCGUGCACCCAUCGCAGCCUCACAAAAGCUUCCAUUAUACUCGCAAAGCAAACCUACUCUCUUCAUGUACCCAAUGUUCUCACUAAACCCUAAUCUCUAAAACCUAGGCCAAAGAUUCUAACUGGAAUGCACAGAGGGAGCAACCGACGGAUUGUAGCUACCCCCACUAUUAUGACAAAUCAAGAAGACCCUGUUUGUUCAGCUUUAUGGUGAUUCACUUAAUUAACACACUUAUCUCCUCAAUUGUAUUGUGUUAAUAAAGAUCUAAAGGCAACAAGUGCAACAGGUCCAGGGUAACAUAUAUGUAUAAAGUGUUGACCAGAUUGAAUUGGGUUGUUCUAUUUGUAAUAUGAAGUUUUUUUCUUAAUUGCUUUGGUUCGUGAUGCUGCUAUGUUUGAAGGUGACCGACGCAAACAACAAUACAUCUGUAGAGCUAUUCUGAACACAAGGUAGUUGGGGCAUUAACUGAUAAUGAUUUGGGGACUAUUCCAACAAGUACAAAAUUUGGAACAAGCCUUUAUCUUGCAUUGUUUAAUAGUGGUUUGAGAUUUUUAAAAUGAAUCUUUGAUUUUCAAAUGAAUCUUUGAAAAUUGAACCUUAGAAGUGGAAUAUUAAGAUUUUGGAUUAAGUUUGGUUUCGUAAUGCCGUUAUGGAUGUUUAUUCUCUACAAUGCAGCGUAUUUCAAAGUAACCUAUCUCAAAUUGUAGGUCAGGAUACAACGAUGGUACUGAUAUACAUUUAUAUCAUUAGCAGGAAGCAGAUUGUAUCCAUUCUACUAUAUCAUUUAGUUAAAUGCUCAGUUGCUGUUUUCAACUCAAAGUUGUGCUUAAAAGUUGUGAUUGGCCUGAGAAAUGUAUGUCUUUGCAUUAGCCCUUAAUGAUGGUAAAUUUUGGUUUAAUGGUGAAAGUCCAUUUAUUUAGAAGUAAUCCAAUAUUUGAAUUUCAUUUUGAAGUUUGAAUUGGACAAACCUAUUGGAAAAAUAGGCAUGCCAUACAUUAGUGUCGAGGAGGGUUGUUUGAUUUCUUAGGGUUUUGGAUUUUCUAUAGGGUUAUUUGCUAUGACAAAGAGUCCCUAAAGCUAGCAAGGUAUUCCUAUACAAGCUUUUCCAUUGUUUGACUGUUUCUCACCUUUUUCUGUAUCUCUUUUCCUAUUUUGCCUUUUGUGUGCUACCUUCAGCUGUUGGGUCUUCAUUUGUGAGCCAUCUAUACUUUUUUUAAUAGCGCCUAAAAAUCAUUUAAACUCAAUUAGAUAGUAGUUACUAAGAGGUAGGUUUAAACCAUAAGUUUUAUCAGUUGUUCGUUUCAAUAUUUACUUACAAUGGUUGUUUAUGUAGAUUAGUUGUAUAAGUGGGGGUUGAGAUUGAUAAUUCUCAGAAGCAUCAAUAUUCGAAGGCUAUUAUAAUGACCAAAUCUUAAAGUUAUGGUUUGCCUUCAACUUGCUUGGAGCAUUUAAGAUAUGAUUCAAUUGUUCUCUAUGUGUAGUUGAUUUUAGUUGCAUUUAGGGAUCGACUGGCUUAUUCAAAGUUGUUAGUUCAAUUGUUGGUUCGGAGGUCAUCAGGGUUCUGCCCUCUGACUGCUCAUACAUAAGUGGGUUAGAGUAACUCCAUGUGAGUUAAAUAUUAUUAUUCUUUCGAAAGUUUUUUUUUUUUUUUGCUUAGAAAUAAUAUGGACAUUAUAUCCUCUGAAACAAUGCAUAGUUUGAUCACUUGAUUACUAUGCAAGUGGAGUUGAUCUAUCUGAUUGACAUUCAUAUAGUUUACUGGUAUGGAGCUGCUCCUCUUUUUAAGCACAAAUAUGCAUAGGCGGGUAUUUUAAGAAACCCUCCUUCCUCGAGCUGAUCUCUUUCGAUCAACUACAAGUGUUUUUGUUAUUUUUUUAGUUUUCCUUCUUGAAUGUAUAUGCUAAUGUUGCUUUUCUUAACUGCAAACUUUUGAGGGUUCAAGGAGAAAAUUGAAAUAUCAUCAACCUUUAACUUAUAUCAUAUCAAUGCCGAAAUAUCAUGAACCUUUAACUUAUAUCAUAUCAAUGCCUAAUAUUUUGGCAGUUAAUUUUUGAAUGCUUCAACUUUCACCACAAGACGUUGGUGUCUUUUGCAUGAUGUUAAUUCCAAGAAUGAGAAAUUUUUCAGUUCUCUUUUGGGUUUGAAAAUAUUUUUUCUACUGAUUCCUAUGGCGUGGGUUGUGCAUAGAGAUUUUUAAGUAUGCAUGCAACAUUUUCUUACCGAGUUGUGGAUAUUUUGGCUUAUUUUUCUAGUCAACUUAGGUACCUACAUUCAUUGGAACUGGCGUGGAUCUAGAGAACAAUGGAUGUCAUUUAUGUUGUUAUGAAUAUAUCCUUUACGUAGUAUUUAUAUAGUUCCAUUACUAAAUAUUUAGAUUAGAGAAUAGAGAAGUGAAAGCUUGAGACAGUUGAUAAAAUUCUUUAUUUGGAUGUUGUAAUGAUUAAAGUUUUUUUUUAUCUUUAUGACAUUGCAAUUCUUUAUUUGUUAUGAAAAUGUUUAUUUGAAUGAUGACAAUGUCAUGGGUAUUUUUUACCAUUCUCACCCACUUAAUCUCUUACCACAGGCUAUUAUCCAGAGUAUUUAUUCCCUUUCCCAAUCUUUGACCAAUCUUAGAUCCCCAUCUAGGCCAUAACUAAUGGAAGUACUGACAACAUUAAUGCUGAUGUUAUUAUUACCAAAUAUUAUUGUAUGCGUUUGACACAUCUUCCAAUCACUUCAAAAGAAAACAUGAUGCCAUACCACCAUCCCUCCACAACGUUCCUCAGUUUUAUUGUCAUUCUCUUUUUCUUGCGAAUGCAGACCAUGGUGGGAAGAUGAACAAACCAUAAGGACAUAGAUAGUAUGUUUUCUUCUUUUUAAGUGUAUUUCAUGCCUAUUGAAAACAUGCUACAUUUGGAUUCUCACCAACAUUUAAGUCUUCAUCUCAAUUUGGAUAAAUAAAUUUUUAUUUCUUUUGACUUUCAAACUUUAAUUUUUUUUCUAAUUACUUUUUGCCACUGUUAGGGGUUUGCCUACUCUUGGAAAUCUCUUAUCAAAAUAGAAUUGAAGUAUUGUACUCGCUUGUCUGGUAGAUACAAUGAAGACUUGCUGGAUGUUCAGUUUAAUUAACUCGAAGUAGGUCUUAUUUUUGCAGUCUUCUUUGCUAUCCUAAAUACUGAAACAAAUUCACGUUACUUAUUCUCUAUUCUGUUAUCAACUAAUGACAAGUGACUAAUGAGAUGUUGUCCUCCACAAUAUUCAUGAGCCAAAAACAUUAUUACGUCCAUACCUAUAAUCCAAUAUUUGGCUAAGCAACCUCCGACUAACGGGUCGGGUUAUAAGCUAGUAUUAUAUAGGUGGAGAGCAUUGGGUGGUUGCACCACAAAUACAUCCAAAUUCAUGCCUACCCAUUAUGUUGUGGUUGGUUCUUACGAGUGGGUAUCAAUUGUAAAAUAGGCGACCCACGAUAAAUUGGGUGGAUGUGGGUGGACUGUGAUUGAUUCACGAUUCAUCGAACUUUUUUUAUUUCCAACUUUUCUCUAACUUAUAGCUUUACCUAAACCAAAAUUCUAAAAGAAACCAACAAAAUCCGUCCAAUUUCGAGAAAAAGAUAUUCUCAAAUUUCUAAUUAUCCUUUAUUUCUAAUGUUGAAUGAAUAUCUUUUCAAAGUGAUUUUUUAUUGAGGAUAAUUGUAAAGUAAAUUGAUUUUUGUGGCUAAAUAUCUAUAUUUUAUGUUCAUUUCCUUCUAUAUUACUUGUUAACUUUUAUUGUUUAUAUCCUAAUUUGGCUUAUUCUAGUUUUCAUUUCAAGAGUGUUUAGUGAGUGAUUUUGUGUGAAGACUUGGACAGUUAGCUAGAACUAUUUUGAAAGUCCAACUUCUUUUUUAUUUUAUUAAUAUUAGAUUUAGACUAUAUUUAUCAGUUGCAUAUUUAUGUGAUUUGUAAAUAAUUACUUAUACUAAUAUUGUAAGCAAAAUGAUGCACUUGUUUAUGGAUUAGAAGAGUUUAUUUAUUUUGGAGAUUUUUCUGUCUUAUAUCUAGAAUAAUAUUAAUUAUGUAACAUUUUGGUAUGUUGUGAACCCAUUGAAUCCAUCCAUCAUCCGAAAUCAUCAAACCCAAUACACCCACAGGCCACACAUACAUGUAUGAGUGAGUGUGUAUUUUUCUCUUUCAUCUAUCAUGUAGUGGGUCGUUCCAACCCCGCUAAAUUCGUAUAAAUCCACUCAUUACUCACUCUAAUAUUAGAAUAUUAACUAUUGUAAUGAUAUUUUUGAACUCUAACAACGUCACUGAGUUGAUUGGAAGAUGUAAUAAAAUAUGAUAACCUACUUUGUUCGAAGCUUAAUAAACAUCUCCGCUGUAGCAAUCUGGCAAUUUCUAUAGCUUGAAAUCUGGCUUCAAACGACGGAAUUCUUUUUUAUUUUUACAUCUAAUUCUUAUUUUUUUUUUCAGCACUAUAUUUCUAAGCGUUCAAGGCCCAAACUGGGAACCAAUUCUACUAUGCUUCCGCCCACCAACCGAUCAAUGCCCCAUAUGGAGUAUUCAAAACAAAAAUCGAAAAAUUAAAACAUUUAACGACAAAAGUAGACGAUUUGUAUUCAGAUUAUAUAUCUGUUGAAAAGUAAAAAGUGGUUCACAUUUGUUCAAAUCAUAUAUUGGUGGAUUAUUUUUAUGAUCACCAUCGCCAUUGACAAACCUCUUGCCCAAGGUAAGAGUCAAUUUUAUGUGUCCAUUUUGAUUAUUAUUGAUUAAAUAUAGUUGCCCAUUUACUCAUUACCGUAGUUCUUGAGAGAUGGAGGUGACUAGAGGUGGGUGUGGUUAACCGCUCACAUGAUAUAAGCGUGUAAGCAAAAUGCUCGUCAAAGCCGGGUCGAACUCGCUUUAACCGGAUUGACAUUAUGUCAAAUACUGAGCGUGUAAGCAAAAACUCUAUAAGUUGAUUUAAGCGUGUAAGCAAAAACUCUAUCCAUUGAUUUAAGCGUGUAAGCAAAAACCUCGUCAAUGUUGUGUGGAGCUCGCUUUAACCGGGUCAACAUUUGGUCAAAUACCCAUUUAUUUAAGCAUGUAAUAAAAAAUCGUCAACGUCGGAUCGAACUUGCUGUAACAUGGUCGACAUUAGCUCAAAUACCCAUUUGACGGGUUCAACUUGCUUAAAUCGGGUAAAAGCAAGUUAAGCGUGUAAGCAAAACCUCGCUUUAACCGGGUCGAAAUUAGGUCAAAUACCCAUUGAUUUAAGCAGGCAAAACUUAUUGGUGAGCCAAAAUUUAUCAACACCGGGUUCAACUUGCUUUAGUUGAGUCGAAUUAGAUCGAAUACCCAUUGAUUUUGGUUCAAUCUCGCUCAAGUAUCAUUAGUUAAUUAAUUGGAACCUUAAUAGAACCUUAAAAUUGAUUUAUGCGGGCAAAAUUUAUUGGUGAGCCAAAAUUCGUCAACACCGAGUUCAACUUGAUUCGAAUUAGGUCAAAUGCCCAUUGAUAUUAUUAGUUAAUUAAUUGGAACCUUAAUAGAACAUUUAAUGUAAAAAAAACCUUCAAACUUUAAUAUUUAAUUAAUUAGAGCCUUAAUAGAACCCUCAAAUUAUUUAAGCGAGCAAAACUCAUUGGUGAGGCAAAAUUUGUCAACACCGCGUUCAACUUGCUUUAGCCGAUUCGAAUUAAGUCGAAUACCCACUGAUUUUGGUUCAAUCUCCACUCAAGUAUCAUUAGAUAAUUAAUUGAAACCUUAACAGAACCUUCAAUUUGAACUUAGUUGUCACAAACUAAUUAAUUAGAUCACUAGUGUAAAAAAACCCUUUAAAAUUUGGUCAAUUACAAAAGACCACCUCUGGUGAUAGAACACUAUGCAAUAGUAACCUUCUCCUGGUUGUGUUAUAGAUGUAAUUAUAAUUAUAAUAAUAAUAAUAAUAAUAAUAAUAAUAAUAAUAAUUUUUGGGAAUUGGAACUCUAUCGAAAAAGCUAAACAAUACUAAAAGGGCUCGUUUGCUUCAUGGAUUUGAAAAAUGAAGGUUUUGGUUAAAACCUUGAUUUUACAAACUGAACUUCUAUUCGUCUCCCUAAGUUUUCAAAUAAAUCGCCCUAAAUUUAUUUAAUGGACAAUUUUGCCCCCAACUUAAAAAAGGUAAACCCUAACCUAAACUCACCCCAUUGUUUUACUCGGCCCACUCCCGCAGCAGGCAGCAACCCGCCUCCCCCUUCUUUCCAUUUCAAACGUAGAGAGCAGCAACGCCGCCGCCGUUCACUCUCCCCAGCAACGCCGCUGCCUUUCAAACUCCCGAGCAACGCCGCCGACCGCCCAGAAUCUCCGAUAAUCCAAUCCGAAGAUUCACGCCGCCGCUACCGUUCUCAAUCCGAAGAUCCACGCCGCCAACCACUGCUCCGAUGACCCAACGAAGCCUCCGCUGACACCUCCUAAUCUCUGCGUCAUUCCUCUGCUCGCCAUUGUCGUCGUCGCUGGGAGAAGGUGAGUCGCCCUGUUUGACGUUCUUUCCACUUUUUUAUUAUUAUUUUCGUGAAUGUGAAUGGGGCGGGUUGAAAAGACCUGUCUUUUGCCCGCUGGCAACAGGUUUUCAACCCGCCCGUCGUCGUCAAGAGAUAGUGGUUUCCCGGGCCCGGAUCUGGGGUGAGGCGGGCAGGGUAUCCGCCUGCAUCGGGCGGUGGCUGGGUCGCCAACCCGCCCCGACCCGGUCCAAACGAGUACCCUACCCGCCCGUCCCGGUUCAGUCUGGUUUUCCAACCUGCCCGGUUCUGUUCUGCCCAGUUUUUAUUAUUAUGAAUUAUUAAUUUAAAUGCAUAGGUUUAUGAAUUGUUAAUUUUAAUUAAUAAUAAUUGUGAAUGAUUAUUUAUGCAUCUAACAUACAUUAGAAUGUGAAUUGAAAUCACUAAUAUGAUUUGAAUUGUUAAUUAUAAUUAGCAUGAUGUUUUAUUAUUUUGACAAUAUAAGUAGUAUUCAAUUGAUAAAGUUUAUGAUUGUUAAUGAUUAUUAGGAAUAGUUAAAAAGUUUAGGAUGAUUAAUAAUAAUUCUGGAAAAAAUUUAUUUUCUUGAUAGUUGGUAAAAAUGAACGAAAGAAAAGGAAAGUCGAGGGUUUUCGGACGCAAUGUUACUGGAUCUGAGCGGAGAAACAUCAGGAGGAGAACGAUAAAGCUCUUGAGCUGGAGCGUCAGGAGAAGCUUGCUCGUCAAGCUGUAGUUGAUCCUGCCCCCUCUAGCCAUGAUUCUCGGCAGAUGCGAGUCAUCAACACAUAUGAUGACUUGGUGGAGGAUGCCACGAGCAGUGAUGAGGAGGGUGAUUUGUUGCCGUUUCCUGAUGCUUUUUACCAGGGCCAUCCUGUGGGUUCGAGCGAUCACGUGUCUACUGGCUCGACCCAUGUUAGUACUCGGCUUGGGCCGCUACGUGGUAAGGAUGGGCGUUUUGCUUCAUCAUCUAGUGGGAGCGUCCCUUCACAGAAGAAGUUGGUGGAUCAGACAUGGCUGCUUACAGGAGCAGGUCCCGGGGGUCGAGUGACCACAGUUUGAUCCCUAGUUUCGUUGGUCACAUAAGCCAUCGUUUGUGGACUUUGGGUUUGGAUUUUCGAGUGAUGUCUGAGAAUAAGUUCUACACUCGGCAGGGUGGAGUGGAUCGACUAAGGUUGUAAAAGUUCUCGACUCCACGUGUAGAGAACUUGGUUAGGGCAUCUAAUUUGUACCACUUGAGUAGUUGCAUGAUGCAUAGUGUGGAUUACCCUCUCUUGGAGGCGUUUAUUGAGAGGUGGCAGCCGGAUACCAACACGUUUCACAUGCCGUUCGGGGAGAUGACGAUCACUCUUCACGAUGUUUCAUUCCUGCUCUAGAUUCCAGUGGAUGGAGAGUUACUUGCUGCACCAGCUAAGGGUGAUCCGUCGUUCGUGAGUGGGGUUGUUGAUCUUCUUGGGAUUCCAGAUAAGAAUGCAGUGGCAGCGCGUGGCAUCCGUUGGUAUGACGGUGGUGGGAUGUUGGUAGAUGAGGCCAUGAGACGUCUACAUGCUAGGGAGGGUGGGGAUGCUGAGGCACGAUGCUAUUUAAUGUGUUUGAUAGGGUCCACGCUUUUUGUGGAUAAGAGUUCUGAUCGUGUUCGUGGAUGGUUGUACUCUUACUUCAGAGAUUUGCAUAUGGUUAGUAAGUAUGCAUGGGGUGCUGGUGCGCUUGCAUGGAUGUAUAGGCAGCUUGGGAGAUCUAGUCGAGCAGGAUCUAAAGGAUUUUCUGGGUGCUUGACCUUGUUAUAGGCUUGGAUCUAUGAGUAUUUUCCAUCGUUGCGCAUUAGCAGAGCUGCACCACAGACCGUGACACAGGGAGACCCAUUGGCUAGGAGGUGGGAGGGUCUCGUUCAUGGAGGGGGGCCUAGUGAGGUUCCACGAUGGCUGGAUCAUUAUCGUCGACUGUUGGAUGGCUUUAUAGCGGACCACGUGGAUUGGCUUCCUUUUGGUGCCCACCCUGGUCAUGCGGUACCUAGAUCUUUGUAUCGGGGGGUGAUACAUAUCUAUGAUGUGACUGAGGCCUACAUCUCUCACGCACUCUCCGUCAGUUUGGGUAUAGACAGGUGAUCCCUGAUCCUCCUAUUCGACCAUCUCGUGUCAGUCGACCUGCUGUAGGGACCUAUAAGGUCGUUUUUGGGGCCGACCUCGAUCAGCUUUGGAGGUCUCGUGGUCAGCUGAUCAAUUUCGAUGCCUACUCUACACCUUUUGAUGACACAUGAUCCGUUGACCCAGAGUACCUUAAGUGGUACACUUUGCGCACUCACCCAUGCAUUGUCCCCCCCAGAUAUGGUGAGCAGUAGGAGGUGGCGUUGUUGACGUAUGAGAUGGUUAGUUUCUAUGUUUUUCCCCUAUUGGUAAAUUUUAUUUCUAACAUUUUAUACUACUGUGGUAUGAUAUACUAACACUAAAUUUUAUUUCGUGGA
Linum trigynum is the source of this 10271-nucleotide messenger RNA. Lineage: Eukaryota; Viridiplantae; Streptophyta; Magnoliopsida; Malpighiales; Linaceae. The record is from the annotation of a GenBank genome assembly.